Saccharomyces mikatae IFO 1815 is the source of this 723-nucleotide messenger RNA. It is a transcript of the gene RRP40, whose product is annotated as exosome non-catalytic core subunit RRP40. Gene Ontology annotation, biological process: U4 snRNA 3'-end processing; exonucleolytic trimming to generate mature 3'-end of 5.8S rRNA from tricistronic rRNA transcript (SSU-rRNA, 5.8S rRNA, LSU-rRNA); TRAMP-dependent tRNA surveillance pathway. Gene Ontology annotation, molecular function: RNA binding. Gene Ontology annotation, cellular component: nuclear exosome (RNase complex); cytoplasmic exosome (RNase complex). The record is from RefSeq and is a predicted model, not a curated record. Lineage: Eukaryota; Fungi; Ascomycota; Saccharomycetes; Saccharomycetales; Saccharomycetaceae. The transcript has a single exon. Bases 1 to 723 code for a protein of 240 amino acids.
AUGUCCACAUUCACAUUUCCGGGCGAUAAACUGCCUGUAGACCCUAUUUUACCCGUCAAGCUAGGUCCUGGUAUAUACUGUGAUCCCGAUGAUCAAGAAAUACGGCCCGUUAAUACAGGUAUCUUGCAUGUUUCCACUAAGGGCAAAAGCGGUGUUCAGGCUGUAUGUAUAGACUAUUCCAGUAGGAGAUACGUACCAUCAGUAAACGAUUUUGUGAUUGGAAUAAUCACGGGAACGUUUUCAGAUAGUUAUAAAGUUUCGCUGCAAAAUUUCUCAUCCAGUGUUUCGUUGUCCUAUAUGGCAUUCCCUAAUGCUUCGAAGAAAAACAGACCAACGUUGCAAGUGGGUGAUCUAGUAUAUGCAAGAGUUUGUACAGCAGAAAAGGAACUAGAAGCUGAAAUAGAAUGUUUUGACUCAACUACGGGACGCGAUGCUGGUUUCGGAUUAUUAGAAGAUGGUAUGACUAUAGACGUAAGUUUGAAUUUCGCACGCCAGUUACUUUUUAACAAUGACUUUCCCCUAUUAAAAGUGUUAGCUUCGCAUACCAAGUAUGAGAUUGCCAUCGGUCUCAAUGGGAAGAUUUGGGUAAAAUGCGACGACUUAUCUAAUACUUUAGCUUGUUAUAGAACUAUAAUGGAGUCUUGUGAAAAAAAUGAUAUGACUACGUUCAAGGAUAUAGCAAAAAAACAAUUCGAAGAAGUACUCACCGUUAAAGAAGAGUAG